AUGGUGCAUACUGGUGAUGAACCAUAUGAGUGUGGGAAAGCAUUCAAUCAACUUGGAACUAUGACGGCUCAUAAGAUGGUGCAUACCGGUGAAAAACCUCACAGUUGUUCAGAGUGCGGGAAAAACUUCAGUCAUCAUAGGGAUAUGAAGAGGCAUAAGUUGGUGCACACAGAUAUUAAACAUCACCAGUGCCUUGAGUGUGGGAAAACAUUCAGCAAUAUUAAGGGUUUGAAGACUCAUAGGUUGGUGCAUUCGGGUGAUAAACCUCAUACAUGUCCUGAGUGUGGAAAGAGAUUCGGGGAACUCGGACAUAUGAAGAGGCAUAGGAUGAUACAUAUAGGUGAUAAACCUUACAAGUGUCCUGAUUGUGGGAAAAAAACCAGUCAACCUAAAUAUAUGGAGGAUCACAAGAGUGUACAAAUGGAUGUUAAACCUCACGAAUGUCUGGAGUGUGGAAAAAGAUUCAGUCGCCUAGGAGAUGUGAUAAGUCACAAGAUGGUGCAUACAACUGAUAAACCUUAUAAGUGUGCCGAAUGUGGGAAAACAUUCAGUCUACUUAGAUAUUUGAGGACACAUAUUAUGGUGCAUACAAAUGAUAAACCUCAUGAAUGUCCCGAGUGUGGGAAAAGAUUAAGUCAACUUCGAUUGAUGAAAAAUUAUGGGCUGUUGCAUAUGGUUAAUAAAACUCAUGAGUGUCCCGAGUGUGGGAAAAGUUGUAGGAAAUCUGGGUAA
Molecule: messenger RNA, 732 nt
Organism: Procambarus clarkii (red swamp crayfish)
Lineage: Eukaryota; Metazoa; Arthropoda; Malacostraca; Decapoda; Cambaridae
Source: RefSeq, a predicted model, not a curated record